GGCGGAAACAUGGGGGGAAGCAUGGGGGGAAGCAUGGGCGGCGGUGGCAGUGUGGAGGAGAUAGAGUACCCCCUGUCCCCCCGCUCUCUCUCUGGGCGAUUCCUGGGGAUGGUGCUGGAGGAGGUCGCUGAGGGGGAGGAGGAGGAGGCGCAAGGGGAGGGGGAGGGAAGGGAAGAUGCGGGGAAGGGGAAGCAGCAGGGUUGUGCAGGCGGCAGCAGGCAGAAAGGCACAGGGGUGCGCCAAAGCCCCUUUCAGCAGCAGCAGCAGCUGCAGCAGCAUAUACUCUUGAAUCGGCCGCGCACCGGUGAGUCGAUGGGCAGCGAGAGGCGCAGCUUCGACCGCUUCCAGGAGGAGCACUUUCAGGCGCAGCGCUCCGAGGUCUCCACCCUCUCAGGUCGAUCCGAAGGAACGCUCUCAGGCCGGUCCGAGGGGGUUUCGACCCAGUCAGGGCGGUCCGAGGGGGUGCUCUCAGGGCGGUCCGAAGGGUCCCUGUCCGACUGGUCGGAAGGGGAAGGGGCGCAGGUUCCGGCCAGACGCUCCUGCUCCGCACGGGAACUGGAGAGAGCUGACCGGGAUGGGGAGGUGUCUGCAGGAGAGGCGGAGGUGUUGCCACGAGAGGGCCAGAGCAGGGCGCGGUUGACGCAGACUUGGGCGAGUAGCGUGGAGCAAUAUGGUGUGGAUAGGAGGGGCGGGGCACAGCGGUAUAGCAAAGAGGGAGGAGAGAGGGAGAGGGCGGUUGGGGGAAGGAGUGGGGCGGGUUGUAUGGAGGGGGAAGCAGAGAUGCUUCAGGGUGCGAAUCUGGAAGAUGAAUACCUGCCGCUCAAGAGAGGGCCUGGGUGGUCGCCCCAACAGCAGCAGCAGCAGCAGCAGCAGCAGCAGCAUGGUCGUCCACUUGAGAUGAUGGGAGAUGCACAGGAGGAGCCAAGGGCGCAUGGGCAAAGGAUGGUGCUGGAGGCUGAGGGCCAGGGGGAGCAGGGCGGGGGAGUACAAGGGGCCGAGCAACGAACAGACCGGCCAGGGAUCCAAACAGGGAUCUUUUGGCAAAGAGGGAAUGAGGGGAUUCGAGAGGUGCAGCGUGAGGAGGAGUCCAGUCGGGAAUACGAGCAGGUGACUCGUGGAGCCGCUGAGGUGCCGCACGAGCCGCCCAGUGGGUCGAGCUUGCCGCCCGAUGGGUUGUGUUUGCCACCCGAUGUGGCGUGCAACUCGGUGCUGAUUCCCAACGAGAUGCGCAUUGGGGACGAGCUGGCGAUCCGAUUCUCCCUCUCCAACAACUCGCCCCACCCCAUGGAUGGAGAGGUGGAGGUGGUGGCAGCAGUGGAGUGGGCGGGUGAGAGCGACAGAGAGGGCGACAGUGGGAGGGGAGCUUUCACCCCGGCAUCGAUCAAGCGAGGGGGCGAUAGAGGAGGGAGGCGGCAGAGGAGGGAGAAGCGGGAGUUCCUGCCGCCCCUCGCGCCCCACGAGAGUGUCACCAUCGACGUCCAGCUGGCGAUCGAUGAUUCGUCCGUGGCUCCCUUCUCCCUCGCGUCGGUGUCUGCUGAGCUUGUUGUGGAGGGGCAGCGCACCCACAAGCGGCGCAAGCAGGUGCGUCUGGUGCCGGGCUAUGCGCCCUGCAUGGCAGCCCAGGACAGCGGCACGGGGCAGUGGGCGCUGGGCGCCCGCCAGCAGCAGCAGGGGGGGGGCGAGGGGCAGUGGGCCGAGGUGCUGCUCCUGACGGACGAGCGGCUCACGCACAGCCAAUAUGCCGCAUGGCGGUCGAUCUGGUGCCUCCUGGGGUUGCACCAUGCAGUGUGGGACAUCCGCCUGCAGAAGGGGCUGCUGGCACCAGACGCCACCACACCGCCCGGAGCAUCAUCACCAUCAGCACCUGCCGGGGACCCCAAGUCGCCCAACCCUCGAUCACCCAAGCCCAGAUCACCACAGAGCAGCAGAGACGAGCCUCCAGGAUGGCUCUCCCGCCACGCGCUUGUGGUGCUCCCACACGCGCCCCCCGCCUCCAAGCUGCCCCCCCUCCUCCUCCGUGUGCUACCGCAGAUGGUGGCAACCAGGGGAGGUGUAUAUGGGGCCGAGACCGUGGGUGUGCUUAUAGGGGGCGUGACUGCGGGGCAGUUAUCCCGGCAUAUGCUGGAGCUGGCGCAGACGGUCAGGACCCUGGAGGUGCCGCUUAACCUGAGCGUAAAAAACUUGAAGCACCUGAGGCACCUGAAGCAGCACCUGAAGGAGUUGACCCCAGGUGGUGGAGGAGUGGCUUCUGCUGGUGGGGUGAUGUCGUGCUUCCUGCCGUUUGGUCAGAGGAGCCCAAGAGGUGGGACUGGGAGCGGCACCGGUGGCAGUGGUGCGGCCCUGGUUGCCACUGCACAAGCACAGAAGCUCAGGGAUGAUUUGCGCGGCGAGUUUCCUGAAUAUCGUCACUUUGUGGAGGUGCAACUUCUGCAGGAGCAGCAGCCGCGGCAGCAGCUGACGCAGCAGCAGAAGAAGCAGCAGACGAAGCAGCAGAGGAAGCAGCAGGAGAAGGAUCAGAAGGAGCAGCACGAGGGAGGGGGCAGCGUGGCUCGAGUGAGAGUCUUUCGAGGCCACCUCCCCUCACUCUUCCGCCUUCACGCCCUCCCCCCCGCUGCUGACGUCACUCUGCCAUCCACUUCCGAUACUCUCGCCGCCCCCCUGCCGACCACUACCUGCCAACCCACCGCCACCCACUCCCUCCCCUCCUUUCCCUCCUCCUCCCCCCCCAGCCUCUCCCGACCUCCCCGCUUCUCCACAUCAUCCGAACCUCCGGAACUCAGCCUGGUUCGGGAGAGGUCUGGAGGGAGGCUUGGGGGGGGCGUGCGAGGGAGGGUCGGGGGAUAUUCCAGGGAUGGGGAAGCGGAGGGGAGUGAAGUGGGGGGGGCGGAGGCUUUUAGCUAUGGCGGUAUGGCAUCACCUACAGCAUCCGCAGGAGCAUCAGCAGGAGCAGCAGCAGGGGGAGGGGGGGGGUCUGUUGGUGUGGCGCUGAGCAGUCCCAGGGGUGUUGCCAUCCCUCCCAACUGCUACCGUGCGUGGAUUCAGGGCCAGGGGCUGGGGCAAGGGCAGGGUUUAGGGUUGGAGCAGGGACCUGGUUUGGGGCUUGCUCAGGGUCAGGGAGGGACUCCAGGAAAACAUGGUAACCGGCUCUUCUACUCCCUCCCCUUUGGGCCUGCAAAGGGGAAGGCGAGUGGGGGGGGCUGGGAAGGGAUAAAGGCACUAGGCGGAGGGGCGAGAGGGAAUCCGAGUGGUAACACGAAAGCUGCUGAUUCUAGCGUGAAUGUGCCCAAGUCUUGGUCUGACAUGCCGAGGAGCCAGAGGGGCGGGAUGGCAGCGGCGGCAGGUGAGGGCAUGGCUGGGGGGAUGCUGUCCAGGAAGGCGUUGACUGAUGUGUCGGACAGGCUGCGGCUGGGGAAGGGCGAUCUGAGGCGGCUGGGACGGCAGCGCGAAGAGGGGCAGUGGACGGAGCAGGAGCAGCCGUGGCAGCUGCAGCAGCAGCAGAUGCAGCAGCAGCAGCAGCUAGGAAUUCAGCAGCAGCAACAACUACUACCUCAGCAGCAACGGAAGCAGCCGAAGCAGCAGCCGGGCCUACCCCCACUCUCCCCUCGGCCCUCAAUAAACCUCCCCCUCCCACCCACUCAGCCUUGGCAACAGUUACCGUUGCAGCAGCAGCAAACAGCCUUCCAGCAGUCUCUGCCCCUCGGCCCCCACUCUGUUGCUCCCCCCAGGCUGUCAUCUGAUGGCUCCUGUGCGUCAGGCCCAGUGUUUCACGAUACGCACUCCCACCCCUGGCAGCAAGAACCAGCACUGCUCCACCAGCAGCACCAGCAGCACCAGCAGCACCAGCAGCAGCAGCAGAUGCAGCAGCAGAUGCAGCAGGUGCAGCAACAGGUGCCAUCCUCUGUCUGGGUAGCAGGUAGCUUCAGUGACUCAGAUGGUUCGGCCGGGCAGCAGCAGCUACGCACCACCCACUCUCUCCCACACCACUUCCGUACCCCGGCUGCCGAGCUUGGGUUCGCUGGUUCGGGGGGCAGCAGCGGGGAGAGCUUCUGGGGCAGCGAUGGGGGGGCGGGUGACGGCCGGAAUGCACAUGGCGGCACGAACUAUCUGAACGUCCAUCAGCAGGCCCCCCCUGGCAGUACUGGUUACCACAAGAAUCAACAGUAUGGCAGCAGCAGCAGCAGCACAGGGUAUCGCAACGAGGUGCUAGGUGGUGGUAGCGUUGAUGAUGAUAGGGGUUACGAUGGUGGUCCUUCUGCUGCUGCUGCUGCUGCUGCUGCUGCUGCAGGUGGUGGUGCUGUUGGUGGUGGUGGCGGUAGAGCAAGAAGAGGGCAGGCAAGGGGCCCAUCCAAGGGCAAGAAGGUGUUGAGUGGCCCGCUGCUGUCCCGGGGCAAGAGGCACGGCAACAGGCGCGCUUGGAUGGGGCGGACAGGGGGGAGCAGAGGGGAUGGAGGGGGAGACAGUGGGGAGGGGCACGCUUGGGGGGAUGGGGAGAGGGGAGCAGGUGAGGGAGAAGGGUCUGGGCAGCAUGUUAGCAGCAUGAACAGUGACAUGCACAUGAACAGUAACAUGCACAUGAACAGUGACUUGCACAUGAACAGUAACGCACAGAUGAGCAGUGCUGCUGACAUGCAGAAGAUGAUGUCCAUGAGCCUGCCUGGGUCUCUCCUCCAGGCAUUCAACCCCGGCGGUCAGUCCACCCCCUCCACCCAUCCAUCCACCGUGCGUCGCACCUACACCGACAACUCUAGAGCCUCCUCCCAGCCCUGGCACCACCACCACCAGCACCAGCAGGGGCAGCAGCAGCAGCAGCAGGGGCAUCAGGGGCAGCAACAACAGUUCCUGCAGCAGCAGCUGCACCAGCAGCAGCAGCUGCCGCAGCAGCCGCAGCAGCAGCAACUGUUUGUGCAGGAACAAACAGAUCCGAGCCCAAGCCAGUCAGGCAGGCUCGGAAACAGCCUCGGCAGGGUCCCGAGGCUGAUUCCCCUGGGCGGGGAAGGCUCGGAGUACGGAGCUUCGGUGAUGGGCGUGCUGGCAGCGCUGCCCAUGCAGGUGAAGGUGGAUGUGGUGUUCAGAGUGGUGCAGUGGGGUGCCAGCCACUUUGACUUACCGUCAUUUGAGGGGUUCGUGGGAACGAAGCCGAAGCGCCUCCCCCUGCUGCUGCUGGUGUCGCUGGCUAUUUAUGAGGAUUUGAUACUGGAUGUGCACAGCGGGUGGCGUGACAUGCCGCACUGCGCCGCCCUGCUGCAGGUGAUAGAGAGGAGGGAGCGGGCGGCGGCACCUGUCUGGGACUGGCCGCCCACUCAGCCGUGUGUGGAUGCGCUGAUGGCGCCGCUCAUGCUGCUCCACACCAACCAGAUGCUGCCACGUGUCACCAGUUCCUCUUCUGCUUCCUCCCCCACCUCCUCUUUCCCUUAUUCCUCCUCUUCUUCCUCAUCUAUCACGCUCACACCAGACCAGCAAGCAGCAGCAUCACAAUACGUGGCACGGGCGGCAAAGCUCUUUGGCGCUGACGUGGUACCUGCUGACGUGUCGAUGCCAGAUGGCUGCCAGCUGGCGGGCAUCCGGCAGCAGCUGGAGGAGGCGCGGGCGGUGCUGCAGCCUCAUUGGUGGGAGGAGAACCGGGCGGCAGAGGAGGAGGUGGGGGUGGUGGUGGUGGAUGGGGAGGGGGAAGGAGGGGAGGUGUGAGGAGGGCGGAGUGAGACGGCUGGGCCGGGGUUGUAGGCUUGGAGGGUGGAGGCGGGUGUGGGAGGCGAAUGCCCAACAAUUUCUCAUCCGCCUCGAAAAGAUACUCCUCAUGCGGGUGGGAAGUGAAUGCCCAACAAAUUUUGCUGGCAAUUGAGGCGUGAAAGUAACAACGGGUGUGCUUGUUUGAUGGCAAGUGAGGGGCCCGCAGCUUGCAGUGGCUGGGGAAGACACUUUGUCAUUCAUUUGGGUUGGGGGCUACACAUGUUAACGUAGAAACGAAUGAUUACUAGAGGUGGAAACCUAGAACAAAUACUAGUUGGUUGUACUCACUAGAAGCAUACCUCAGUCUAGCCUAUAACUUCUACAUAGAUAAUAUGUAUAAGUUGACA
Closterium sp. NIES-67 is the source of this 6074-nucleotide messenger RNA. The record is from the annotation of a GenBank genome assembly. Lineage: Eukaryota; Viridiplantae; Streptophyta; Zygnematophyceae; Desmidiales; Closteriaceae.